GUGGCUCUCCGUGGCCCCAAACCCCUGCACACGCCACGCAACCGCCAGCCAGCCAUCCCCGUCCUCCUCCUCCUCCCACCAAACCGAACUCCCCACACCACAGACACAGAGCAAGAACUCCCCACACCGCCACACGCGUCCCUCAGCUCACCUCUCUCUCGUCUCCGUCUACUCCGUUUCCUCCUCCCCUCCACACCACUUCUCUCCCCCUCUCCACUCUCCACCAGAUUUGCCUCGCCACACCACGCCGCCCUCCACCUUUAUGCCGCCGACGCCCGCAUGCCCAUGGCGCCAACCGCACGGCCGCCGCGCCGCCCCGCGACCCUGACGCUCCUCCUGCUCCUCCUCCUCCUCUCCUCCCCGUCCCUCCCCUUCUCCUCCGCGGACUCGCCGCCGUCGACCCCGGCCCCGCGCCACGCGCAGGUCGCGUCCGACGACGCCGACCAGCUCCCCUCGCCGCCGCGGCACGGCGGCCACCACCACCACCACCACCACCGGCACCCGCCGCCCCCGCCGCCGAAGCGCCGGCUCAACUUCGGCGAGAGGCUCGGGAUCGCCUUCGCCGGGGUCGCCGCCGCAAUGCAGCUGCUCCUCGCCGCCUUCCUCGCCCUCCGCGCCUGGCAGCUGCGCCGGCUCGACCGGGCCGAGGUCUCCUCCUCCACGCCCCUCACCUGACCCCGUCAGGUCCGUGAUCUGCUGUUAACCGUCGUCCGCGAUCUGAGAAUUCGUCGUCGUUGUAAAGGAAGGAAAGCAAUGAACAUACAGUAUUAUUCUUCUCCAUUAAUUCCA
Molecule: messenger RNA, 789 nt
Organism: Lolium perenne
Lineage: Eukaryota; Viridiplantae; Streptophyta; Magnoliopsida; Poales; Poaceae
Source: RefSeq, a predicted model, not a curated record